AUGGAUAGAGGUGCUGAAAUUGAUAAUGUACAGUCAGUGUAUUUAGUAAAGUAUGUUGAUGGAAGCGAUCCUGCUCCUACGGAUCCUAUAAAGUUAGGUCAAUGGAAGGUCCAAGAUGCUCGGAUGAUGACAUGGAUUUUAGGGUCAAUUGAUCCUAUUAUUAUUCUUAAUCUCAGACCAUACAAGACUGCGAAAGCCAUGCGGGAGUAUUUACAAAAGGUUUACAACCAAGAUAAUAGCGCAAGACGUUUUCAGUUAGAGCAUGAAAUUGCCAAUUACUCUCAAGGAAGUCUCUCUGUUCAGGAUUAUUUUUCUGGAUUUCAGAACUUAUGGGCUAAAUUUACUGAUAUUGUUUAUGCAAAAAUACUUGCCGAAUCUCUCUCUAUAACUCAGGCAUUUCAUGAGCAAAGCAAUCGAGAUCAAUUUUUGAUGAAAUUACGAUUCAUGUUUGAGAGUGUUGGCUCUAACUUGAUGAAUCGUGACCUGUAUCCCUCUUUGGAUAUUCAGGUUGUCAAUGGUAGUAAUUUACCCAUUACCAAGAUUGGGGAUAUUACUCCAACUGUCAAGAAUGUUUUUGUUUCGUCAAAACUCUCAACUAGUCUUAUUUCAAUUGGACAAUUGGUAGAUAACAAUUGUGAUGUGAAUUUUUCUUGUAAUGGUUGUCUUGUGCUGGAUCGAGUGUCCGGGAUGAUAAUCGCGAAGAGGCCUAAAGUUGGACGAUUGUUUCCUAUACACUUUUCCAUUCACCCUGCUUUAUAUUUUGCUUGUACUUCUACUGCUAGUAAGACUGAGUCUAUUAAAUGUGCUUUUAUGGAUCGUAGUACUUCGCAGAAAGGGUUUAUUUGCUAUGAUCCAAGUUCUAAUAAAUUUCGUGUUUCUAGAAAUGUUGUUUUCUUUGAGAAUCAGUAUUUCUUUCCCAUUCAUGUUGAGUCAUCUUCUGUUUCUCCUCCUCUUCCUACUUUUGAAGAUUUGUCUCCUUUUUCUAAGCGGUUCAAAUCUGGAUUUGUGUAUGAACGACGUCAGUCAACUUACCCCAUCUCAAAACUGAUCCGCCACCUGAGACUGCUCCACAACCAGAAUCUGAGAUUUCUUCAAGGCCUGCUCCGCUUGAGCCUCCUCGAAAGCAAUGGAGGAAGAACUUUGGCUCUUAAACAAAAUAACACAUGGGACAUUGUUUCAUGUCCUUCAAAUAUGAGGCCAAUUGGAUGUAAAUGGGUCUAUUCAAUUAAACUUCAUUCUGAUGGAACUCUUGCUAGGUACAAAGCUCGAUUGGUUAUCCUUGAUAACAAACAAGAGUAUGGCGUAGACUAUGAGGAGACCUUUGUACCAGUAGCAAAAAUGACUACAGUGCGAAUUAUUAUUUCCAUUGCUACUUCACAAAACUGGUCUCUUCAUCAAAUAGAUGUCAAAAAUACUUUUCUUCAUGGUGACCUCAAAGAAGAUAUUUAUAUGAAACCUCCACCUAGUUUGUUCGCAUCACCUACAUUAGAUAGCAAAUAUGAUUUAUCUUUGUUUCUUCAGAAAACAUCUACAGGUUGUGUCCUUCUUUUAGUCUAUGUAGAUGAUAUUAUUAUCACUGGGACUGAUUCUUCAUUAAUCACCAGUCUCCAACAACAACAUAAGGAAUCUUUUCAUAUGAAAGAUCUUGGUACUCUUACAUACUUUUUGGGGUUGGAAGUACAUUAUGAUUCUUUAGGUGUGUUCUUAAACCAACACAAAUAUGCUAAGGAUUUUAUUGCUUUGGCUGGUCUUCAAGAAUCCUUCUCUAUGGAUACUCUAUUGGAAUUAAAUGUAAAGUAUCAUCGUGAUGAAGAAGACCUUCUUCCUGAUCCAACUUUAUUUUGGCAACUAGUUGGGAGCCUAAAUUAUCUUACUAUUACUCGGCCUGAUAUAUCUUUUGUAGUUCAACAAGUCAGUUAA
Lycium barbarum (goji berry) is the source of this 1920-nucleotide messenger RNA. RefSeq lists its product as uncharacterized. NCBI's taxonomy places the organism in Eukaryota, Viridiplantae, Streptophyta, Magnoliopsida, Solanales, Solanaceae. The coding region runs from base 1 to 1920 and encodes 639 amino acids. The transcript has 6 exons. The record is from RefSeq and is a predicted model, not a curated record.